This is a messenger RNA of Vigna unguiculata (cowpea), 1210 nucleotides long. Its product is annotated as Integral membrane HPP family protein. The record is from RefSeq and is a predicted model, not a curated record. Lineage: Eukaryota; Viridiplantae; Streptophyta; Magnoliopsida; Fabales; Fabaceae.
GUGGUUUAUUAGUAGGUUGGAUGGUCUUAACGGACGUCCUUUGGGUCUCUUCAAAGGCCUAUUCGUUUUUUCAACUCUCAACGGCCGUUGCUUUUCGACGAUCCUGACCUCACCCUCUCUGUUAUUUGAUAAUAGAGGGACUCUGAGAAUUUGAGAAUCAUGAGUCAAAUGUCGUCUGGAAUGGUUGGUGUUGGCAAUGUUGCCACCAAUUAUAUGCUUCCAUUAUUGUUCCCUUCAUCAUCUUCAUUUGCUUCCUUCUGUUCUAACACCACCAUCAUCAAACGCAAGGGAGUAGCAGUGUUGGAUUAUUGGGCAAUUGGUAACUGUAAUCAUAGAGAUGUUCAAAAAGGAAGGAAGAGAGAACAUGGGAUUGUGGCAUCAACCAACGUUGCUUCUCCGUCUAUAUGGGAUGAUUGGAAACCUCUCAAAGCCCCUUCCACUCCUUCCCUCAGUGACAUUCUUUGGCCCUCUGCUGGGGCGUUUGCGGCAAUGGCAGUAUUGGGGAAGCUGGAUCAGUUAUUGGCACCAAAAGGACUCUCAAUCGCAUUUGCGCCAUUUGGGGCUGUUUCCACUGUCCUCUUUGCCACUCCCACUGCCCCUUCUGCCAGGAAGUACAGCAUGUUCAUGGCUCAAAUAGGUUGUGCAGCAAUUGGUGUUUUGGCAUUGACAAUAUUUGGACCCGGAUGGCUUGCCAGGAGUGCUAGUAUUGCAGCAUCCGUUGCUUACAUGAUUUGCACCAACUCCGUGCACCCCCCAGCUGCUAGCAUGCCAUUGCUUUUCAUUGAUGGUCCAAAGUUCCAUCACUUGAAUUUCUGGUAUGCUUUGUAUCCCGGGGCUGCGGCAUGCAUUCUGCUUAGUUUGGUGCAAGAGGUGGUUAUAUACUUGAAGAAAAAUUUCAAAUUUUGACAGCUGCUAUGCACAUUGAUACAUCGCUUCUGCUGUCUCUUCUAAUUUGAUUUGCCGAAGGGCCAAGAAGAACAUUCUUUGAUCAGAAUCAUAAUUGUAAGUAGAGAGCAUCCUCAAACCAAAGUAAAUUUGUCCUGGAUUUUCCUUCACCAAAGUAAAUUUGUCCUGGAUUUUCCUUCACGAGGCAAGGCCAAAAAUGGAGAUUAGAUGGAUCUUCUCAGGUCCAGAUAUUGGUCUUGUAAUGUGUUCAUUGAGUGUAUUAGAUCCGAAAAUUAUUUGACUAUAAUGACUUGUAAGCAUUGCA